Messenger RNA from Grosmannia clavigera kw1407, 2124 nucleotides. RefSeq names its product RNA processing protein. Gene Ontology annotation, cellular component: nucleus. The coding region runs from base 1 to 2124 and encodes 707 amino acids. The transcript has 4 exons. Gene Ontology annotation, biological process: cleavage in ITS2 between 5.8S rRNA and LSU-rRNA of tricistronic rRNA transcript (SSU-rRNA, 5.8S rRNA, LSU-rRNA). Lineage: Eukaryota; Fungi; Ascomycota; Sordariomycetes; Ophiostomatales; Ophiostomataceae. Gene Ontology annotation, molecular function: polynucleotide 5'-hydroxyl-kinase activity. The record is from RefSeq and is a predicted model, not a curated record.
AUGGCGGUAACGAAAAAGAAGAGACGGCUCGAGACAGAGCCACAAACGCAAGUUGCUGCCACUUCUACUGCUGCUACUGCAGCAGCUGCAGCCCCGGCGAUGAGCGCCUUUGCGUUGCGUCGCAGGCUGCUGCAGAAGGCCGAGGUGCCAGUCGUGGGCGGCGACAUCGGGAUACAGGCUGCUCCGACAGGCGAGUCGUGUGGAAGCAGCGGUCCGGAUGACGACAGCACGACACGGCCAGCAGGCCAGACAGAGCCGGAUAGCAGGCCAGCCAGUGCGACCAAAACAUCCGAGGCAAUUGAGACGGCAGAUGAGCCAUCCGGCUUCAAGCCCAGACGGGAGGCACCGGUGCAGCGAUCCACGUUCCGGCCGACGAAGCAGAACUGUCGGCAUCGGGCGGAUGGGAGCAUGCGGCUGAAGCUGGCCGAGGGAGAGCGACUGGUCAUCCUGGGAAGCUACGGCGUCGUUGUCGGCAGCGGUGAGGUGACAGUGGCCGGCGCAACAUUGCGGCCAAGGCGACAGGCCUACUGGGUGCAUGCGCCACAGUGCCACGCACUGCCGAUAGUGCGGUGCACCGACGAGGCGACCGUGACGCUGGUGCCUCACCUCGGGGCGGCCGGGCUGCGGAAGCUGGAGCGGCUCGCGCCCGUGUUUGGUCAGCUGUGGAAUGAGACAAAAGAGGCCAAGGAGACCUUUCAAAUACUGUACACGCCGCAAGACGGGACGACACGGUCACAGGGGCUGGUGUCGCCUCCAGAGUGGAACAAGCUCAUGGCAGAGCUGGCAGCAGCCAAGCGGACCGGCAGCAGGCGAUCCGGAGGGGCUGGGGUAUACUUUGUGUGUGGACCCAAGGGGUCGGGCAAGUCGACGUUCUCAAGGUUGCUGACUAAUCGACUACUGACCGAAGAGGCCUCGACGGGCGGCGCGGUGGCGAUGCUGGACAUUGACCCGGGACAGCCCGAGUUUGCGACACCAGGAACGGUGUCCCUGGUACGAGUGAGCGAGCCGAACCUGUCGCCGCCGUUCUGCCAUCCAUACGUGGCCAGCCGGGGCAGUCCGGGCAGCUCAGGCAGUCCGGGCAGCGUCCAGCGGCUGCGGGCCCACGACCUAGCGGCAGCAUCGCUGGCCAGCGACCCAGAACAUUACAUUGCGUGCGUGAUGGAUCUGUACGGGGCGUACCAGCGAGACCAGCGAGACCAAGGCGGGCGGCGCUGUCCGCUGGUGAUCAACACACCGGGCUGGGUGCUAGGCACGGGGCUGGACGUGCUGGCCGAGCUGGUACGACGCAUGCGGCCAUCCCGGGUGGUGUACAUGUCACAGGACGGACCAGAGGAGACGAUGCAGGGGCUGCGGGCGGCCUAUGUGGACGUGCCACUGGUGGCGCUGCCGUCGCAGCCGAGCGAGUACACGUCGCGGACGGCACAGCACCUGCGAGCGAUGCAGACGAUGUCGUACCUGCACCUGGAUCUGGGUGACAAAGAAGCCAAAGACGGGCUCUCGUGGGACCCGACGCCGCUGACGGCCGUGCGGCCAUGGGUAGUGCCGUAUGCAAGCGGACCCGAGAGCGGCAUCCUGGGCGUUCUGUGCUACGACUACCAGCCGGGGCCGGAGCUGCUGGCCGAUGCUAUUAACGGAACGGUGGUGUCGAUCGUGGCCGUCGAGCGGGCGGCCGCGGUUUGGUCGGAUGACGGCGUGGAGAGCUUGCCGGUCGUGUGCUCGCCCGAAGGCCUGCCGUGCAUCGUGAACAGCGAGAGCACGGGUCUGGACCCGUUGCACUCGUAUGCCGUGGGCGUGGCACUGCUCCGGGGCAUCGACACGACGACGCAGACGCUGCAGCUGCUGACGCCGGUGUCGGCUGCCGCAGCCGUGGCCGAAGUGCUGCGCCAAGAUGGCCUUGGCGUCGUGCUCGUGUCGGGAAAGCAGGACGCGCCCACGUGGGCAUAUACGGAGGAGCUGUACCGACGGCGAGCAGACGUCGAGGCCGAGGCUGACGGCGACGAGGUCCGACACGGUGACGACGAGGCGAUGCCGUGGGUGGAGGUGCUGCAUGGCAACGAAAAGAGGGCUGUCGGAUCGCAGGUGUGGAGAGUGAGGCGGGAUCUUGGCCGAAACAACGGCGACUGA